CCGUUCUCCUUUGACCUCCAGCAUCCUAAAUCAGCAUCCCCGUCACCUCAGUCAUCAUCCCCAGCACUCUCAGUCAUCAUCGUUAACACCCUCAGUCAUCAUCUCCACUCAGCCAAUUGAAAAAACUAAAAACCGGCUUAUAUCGUAGGAACCGUCUUCACUCUCAUCAGAAGGCGCGUGUUCUGUAAAUUCACCAGACACCUACUUACUACCGCCCUGUAACUCACUCCGACCCUUUCACACUCACCAAAUCACCAUGGCUCCCACCAACAUCUCGGAGAGCAAGUUGUUCAAGCCGGUCAAGAUCGGCAAUGCCCAGCUCAACCACCGCAUAGCAAUGGCGCCGUUGACGCGGUACCGCAACGACACAAACCACGUGGCCAAGCCCUUCGUCCCAAGAUACUAUGGCGAGCGCGCCUCCACUCCCGGCACCCUGAUUAUCUCCGAGGCUACCGGCACGUCAAUGCAGGAGACUGGAGUGCGGCAAGGCCCGGCUUUCGUUACCGAUGAGCAAGUUGCUGCUUGGCGAAAGGUCAUCGCCGCGGUCCACGACAACAAGUCGGUGUGGUUCCAGCAGAUCUGGGCACAAGGACGUGCCGCCGAUCCCGAAUACCAGAAGGAGCGCGGUUACAAGUUCCGGUCAUCCAGCGCCGUCCCCAUGGAGCCUGGUGCUGCUGUCCCCGAAGUAAUGACAGAAGACGAGAUUCUGGGUGUCAUCCAGGACUUUGUAGACACGGCCAAGAGAGUUGUCGACGCCGGCGGCGACGGAGUCGAGAUCCACGGGGCACAUGGCUACCUUCUCGACCAGUUUCUGUCCGACUCAGUCAACCAACGAACCGACAGGUGGGGCGGUUCAAUCGAGAAUCGAUCCCGACUCCUCCUCGAGGUUGUCAAGGCAGUCGUUGCGGCCAUCGGCGCUGAGAGGGUGGCACUCCGGCUGUCCCCGUACGCCUCCUUCCAGGGUGCCGAGUCAUCGGACAUUCAUGGCCAGUAUUCCUACAUCGUCAAGGAACUCAAGAAGAUGAACGCUCCCUUUGCGUACUUGUCGUUGGUCGAGGCCCGUGGCGACCCUGCAAAGCUACUGAGUCCCGAUCUGGACUCAGGGGCUGAGCAAACGCUCGACUUCAUCCUCGACAUCUGGGACAACUUGUCGCCUGUGAUUGUGGCCGGAAACUACAGUCCCGAGACUGCCUCUCGAGCACUGGAGGAGCACUACGCAAAGUGGGAUGUCAUUGUUGCUUUUGGAAGGAGCUUCCUCGCCAACCCUGACCUCGUAUGGCGCAUCAAGCACGGCGUGCCUCUUACGAAGUACCACCGGUUUUCGUUCUACAUCAAGGGCUCUGAGAUCGGCUACAACGACUACACUUUCAGCCAAGAAUACAUUGACGCGCGGAGAGAAUGGGGAGUGGCAAACCUGGAAUCAAAUGCCAAAUAAGCAGUUUUUUUCAUGGCCCAUGACUGGCGGUUUUGUUUUGCGUUGCCUUUUUUGUACAUAUCAUGAAAUAUGAGGAAUUAGAUCUUGGGCGUAUAGAGUAUGGAGAGCCAGCUACAAGAAAGAUGAAAAGUCCGUUGACAGCCGGCUACCGU
Colletotrichum destructivum is the source of this 1587-nucleotide messenger RNA. RefSeq names its product Putative NADH:flavin oxidoreductase/NADH oxidase, aldolase-type TIM barrel, oxidoreductase Oye. Gene Ontology annotation, molecular function: NADPH dehydrogenase activity; FMN binding. The transcript has a single exon. The record is from RefSeq and is a predicted model, not a curated record. Bases 257 to 1435 code for a protein of 392 amino acids. NCBI's taxonomy places the organism in Eukaryota, Fungi, Ascomycota, Sordariomycetes, Glomerellales, Glomerellaceae.